CAUCCUCAGCGUGGUGCAUUGAAACUAUUGUAAAACAACAACACUGCGAAGUCAGACUCCAAGCAAGAUUGCAAGUGUUUGGUAGUUUGCAUGUAGCAGCUAGACGAUCAGCCUGGAAUAAAGCGUCCUGCAUAUGACGGGAGGCGAGUCACCUCUGUCCUCCCGUUGUCAUCUCUGGUGCCAAAGCCUUGCUUCUGUGGGGAAUGAAGGGAAGCAAAAUGGAUCAAGAAGACAUGCCAGAGUUGCCCAUGAGUCAGGGGACAUUUGAUGAGUUCUGGUCCUCAAACGUGGAGAAUUUGGACAGCACCAUCCUGUAUGAUUUGCCACCAGCCUUUGGCAAUCCAGCGAUGGCAUUUAUGGAUUUGGGCUCAGCUAGCUUUGUGGGGCUGGAACUCCCGCUGGACGGGUCCGUGCCCACCCCUUCCAGCUCCCCUGGCGUGGACUGCCUGCCCCCCACCGCCACCACGGUGCCCUCCACCACCGACUACCCCGGCGACCUGGGCUUCUGCGUCCGCUUCACCCAGUUCAGCACCGCAAAAUCUGCCACCUCCACAUUCUCCCAGAAGCUGAACAAGCUCUUCUGCCAGCUGGCUAAGACCUGCCCGGUCGAGGUGCUGCUGGACGCGGGCGACCCUCCCGUGGGCUCCUACCUGCGGGCGACCGCCAUCUACAAGAAGUCCGACCACGUGGCCGACGUGGUGCUGCGCUGCCCUCACCACCAGAACAUUGCUGAGAAUAACGAAGGUGUGGCUCACCGCAGUCACCUGAUCCGCAUGGAGGGCACACAAAGGGCCCAGUAUCUGGAGGACGCCAACACCAAGCGCCAGAGUGUCGUCGUGCCGUACGAACGGCCACAGCUGGGCUCUGAGGCCACCACCAUACUUCUGAAUUUCAUGUGCAAUAGCAGCUGCAUGGGUGGCAUGAACCGCCGCCCUAUCCUCACCAUCCUGACCCUGGAGAGCCCAGAGGGUCAGGUCCUCGGGCGCCGGUGCUUUGAGGUGCGCGUGUGUGCCUGCCCGGGGCGCGACCGCAAGUCAGAAGAGGAGAACAGCAGCAAGAAGAACGGAGAAAAGAUUCUCUCAGGGACCAAAAGAAAAAUGCAGGCGUCUGAGCCGGAGAGGGAGGGGCAGGCCGUGCCCAAAGCUAGCUCCAGCAAGAAGCCCAAGACUGAAACCAACCCUGAUGACGAGAUCUUCACUCUUCAGGUUCGUGGGCGGAAGCGCUAUGAGAUGCUGAAAAGCAUCAACGACGGCCUGGAGCUCAGUGACGCGGUUCCCCCGGCAGACCAGGAGAAGUACAGGCAGAAAGGUGUGCCCAGAGCCAAACACGGUGACGCGGCGGUGGCCCCGAAGAGUGGCAAACGGCUGCUCAUCAAGGAGGAGAAAAGCGACUCCGACUGAGAAUCUGCACACAGUGGUGCACCUCCAAUCCUGCAGGGACCAUACACACACAUACACACACUCAAUCAAUAUCACACACACAUACACACGCACACACAAUGUGUCACACAUACACACGCACACACAAUACCGGUAUGUCACACAUACUCACACACACACACACACACACACGCACACGCACAAUAUGUCACACAUACUCGCAUCACACACACAACUAUAGGUCUUCCCUGCCAGGUUUUCCCUAGAAAACACCAGAACACCAGUGUUACCGUCACAGGACCACUAGAGACCUGCCCUGUACUGGUCCCCAAUUCCCACAACCCAUCGGUGCUUCCAUUAGUGGGUUCGCACUUUUUGUUCUCGGCAUCAUGAAAUUCGUUUCGUCUCCAUCUCUAACGUUUUUAUAUUUUUUAUAAUUAUAGUCUAAAGGUUAGAGGUGAAGUUGUGUAUUUUUGAAUGUCUUUUUUUAUGUUUUGUAUUGAAAAUGUUCGCAGAUUCUUUGUAUUUUCUUCUUUUGCUAUAUUUUCUCAGGCUUUAUUUUGUUAAGAAUUGUCAUUUAUUUCUUAUGCAUAUACGUACGUACACACACACACACACACACACAUACUGUACACACUUACACACACGCAAACUUUAUCAGCGUUUUUUGUUGGGGUUUUUUCCCCCUCACUGCCAAUUUCCAAACUGCCCUUGUUCACUUGUUUAUCAGUCUCAUAAAAUGAGUGUUUUUUUUCCUCUUUUUUCUUGGAAAAUGAAAAUGAGAACCCUUUUUUAAAAAAAAGAAAAUUAAUGAGAAAUUGGAUAAACAUAACAAAUAAACAUUCCUUAAACAA
Molecule: messenger RNA, 2233 nt
Organism: Sardina pilchardus (European sardine)
Lineage: Eukaryota; Metazoa; Chordata; Actinopteri; Clupeiformes; Clupeidae
Product: cellular tumor antigen p53-like
Exons: 11
Coding region: 204-1400 (398 amino acids)
Biological process (GO): regulation of transcription by RNA polymerase II; apoptotic process; protein tetramerization
Cellular component (GO): nucleus
Molecular function (GO): RNA polymerase II cis-regulatory region sequence-specific DNA binding; DNA-binding transcription factor activity, RNA polymerase II-specific
Source: RefSeq, a predicted model, not a curated record